Molecule: messenger RNA, 408 nt
Organism: Trypanosoma rangeli
Lineage: Eukaryota; Euglenozoa; Kinetoplastea; Trypanosomatida; Trypanosomatidae
Exons: 1
Coding region: 1-408 (135 amino acids)
Source: RefSeq, a predicted model, not a curated record
AUGCGGGUACCGGAAGUUUUGGCCUCCGCCGUUACAGCCGGCGCCUUCACCAUCCCACCCACGGCAAAGAUGUCUGCUGCGGCGACGCCCGAGACGCUCCCUCCGCUUUCUAAUGGGUUUUCUGCGCGGUCACCUUUUGAGGAUCACCUCACGCUCGUUUCGCCACGACACUUGCGAACUAUGCAAGAGGCUGGGUGCACCUUCAUUUAUGUGCUGCUCUGUGAAGGGCGAGCGGAGCUACCGCAAAUGGCACAGAGGGCCAUGUCUUGGUCCUGCUGCCCGCAUGCGUGCUUGCAUGCUAUUGUGGACGCGGCUCAUUCCACGUCGCACGAAACAUUCAAGGCCCUGUGGAGUCCAGUCGCCCUCGUCUCUGUAUUUAACGCGUUGCAGACACAGAAUCGCUUCUGA